AUGAUAUCGUUUCCGUUUCUAAAUUCUUUUCGCGUGAAAUGCUUGAUUGCUGGUCUGCUGGCGUUCAACGCGAUCUUCUUAGUACGGCGUUUCCAUCUGAAUGACUUCUGGACUCGGAGAAUCGUGGACUAUGGCGCCGGCAACGCGACAUUAGGAUUUGCAGCACUCCUCGCGGUUGCGCCCCCAACAGCUCCUCCACGAUACCGAUGGCGAAAAGAUGGCCUACUGAAAGCCGCUGCGUAUACUGGCCUCAAUAUCCAGAUUCCCGUGCAGCCGGUGUGGACAGACGAGGACACAAAUGCUAUCAUAGCUAAACACCCGAUGUCGAAGGGGGGCGCAAUGUCAUGGCUCGGUCAUCUGAACGCCCUGAAAACAGCCGCAACACACGCGACGUCCCUCAUACUGGAAGACGACGCGGAUUGGGACAUCGGAAUUAGGUUGGAGAUGCCAAUAAUAGCGGAGGCGGUGCGAAACUUGACGAGAUACAAGACGCCUGUCCAAGAGCCAGGACAGCCCGCAUUCCACAUGCCUCCAUAUGGGACGGAAUGGGAUGUCUUGUGGCUGGGCCACUGCGGCGAGAACGUUGUCUACGACCCAAAGCCCAUAACUUUCGCGGAUCCCACCGUGCCUCCGUACAUCAACUCCUGGGAGGGGGCCGUGUCGCCUGAUCCAAAACACACCCGCUGGAUUCACUUCUCUGCAGGACCCAUCUGCACAUACGCAUACGCGAUCACCGCGGAGGGCGCAAAGAAAAUACUAACGCGCGAUGAUCAUGGCUCUGAGGGCUUCGACAUCUGGCUACACAUACGUUGCAAGGGACAAGAGUUGCGCUGUGUCAGUGUCAACCCGGAGCUCUUUCACCACCACGAGAUCGCCGGAGAGAAGGACAGUCUCAUCAACGGACCGUCGGAAGAUAAUAAAGACGUGGUCGAGCAGGAAAUGACGGACAACAUUUGGCAUAGUGCCAGAUGCAACAGCGCUUCGCGGUCGAUGAAACUGGUGACCUGUAUGGGUCCCAAACCCAGCCCCAAGGAAGAAUGA
Molecule: messenger RNA, 1041 nt
Organism: Mytilinidion resinicola
Lineage: Eukaryota; Fungi; Ascomycota; Dothideomycetes; Mytilinidiales; Mytilinidiaceae
Exons: 2
Coding region: 1-1041 (346 amino acids)
Source: RefSeq, a predicted model, not a curated record